Messenger RNA from Naegleria gruberi, 411 nucleotides. RefSeq lists its product as uncharacterized. The record is from RefSeq and is a predicted model, not a curated record. The transcript has a single exon. NCBI's taxonomy places the organism in Eukaryota, Heterolobosea, Eutetramitea, Acrasida, Naegleriidae. Bases 1 to 411 code for a protein of 136 amino acids.
AUGACCGAAGAUUUUAUGUUGUUGCAAGAAUGGGUAACAAAUACUAAUACCUUUUUAAGUAUUGAUUCUAAACAUAAGUCUCAAGAGUUAUCAGAUAAGCAUAUUUCACCUUAUGGAAGUUCAAAAAAGCAAAAGACACAAGAAGAUAAAGUGGUGGACUUUUCAAAUUUGGAUGAAAAGGAACUUGCCACUUUUUUAAAGCGAGCUCACCAAAACAAGCAUUUGAAACUAAGGGAAGAUCAUUUGAAACUAUUGUUACAAUAUUUGGAAGAAAAGGACUUUAAUAGUGAAUCUCUCUUGGCUGUGGAAGAGGAAACACUCAAAGUUACCUUGAAAAACGCAGGUUUACACGAAGGACCAAUUCUAAAUAUUUGUUGCUUUAUUAAACAAUUAAAACAUUCACAAUAUUAA